This is a messenger RNA of Lytechinus pictus (painted urchin), 2073 nucleotides long. Its product is annotated as iron-sulfur cluster transfer protein NUBPL-like. Gene Ontology annotation, biological process: iron-sulfur cluster assembly; mitochondrial respiratory chain complex I assembly. The transcript has 11 exons. Gene Ontology annotation, molecular function: ATP binding; ATP-dependent FeS chaperone activity; 4 iron, 4 sulfur cluster binding. Gene Ontology annotation, cellular component: mitochondrion. Lineage: Eukaryota; Metazoa; Echinodermata; Echinoidea; Temnopleuroida; Toxopneustidae. The record is from RefSeq and is a predicted model, not a curated record. The coding region runs from base 196 to 1332 and encodes 378 amino acids.
GCCAUUUCAAGCGUUGACGAGCUGUGUAAAGCUGGGCGUGUAUAAUUUAAAUGGGCCCCUGUAUUCAGUCAUGCCAACGGAUACUGGUGAACUUUUCGCCCGCGUGCAGCCCGAUACAUAUCAGUAAAACUCAGGGUCGGCCGCUGGAUCUGUUGUGAAGUUUAUAAUAUAUGUUCUCAUUUUUACAAGGUGACAAUGGCAAUUAGGCUGAGCUCAUCGCGGGUGUUAUUAAGCACGUUGUUUGAUUUUUUGAAGUAUGGAAAACCAACUAGAUCUAUGACUAGUUUGAGUACGAACCAAGCCACUGGGAAAGGAAUGAACAAGAUUAAUAAGAUUCAGAAGAGGAAUUGGAAAGGGGUGUGUUGUUGGAGUUGGGAAACAGACAACUGGUCUUUAUCAGCAAAGAAAAGGUUGACAAAAGAUAGCUGGCCUGAUCAUGAUGUUAAAGCAUUUUCUGUGAGUAGUGCUCAAGGUCAAGGGUCAUCUAAAAUCACUGAAGAAGAGCGAAGAAAGCAUCUGAUGGCACGUAAUCUUCCAAAAAGAGAACCCAUUGUUGGAGUAAAAAACACAAUCUUGGUAGCCUCUGGAAAAGGGGGAGUCGGAAAAUCUACUACAGCAGUCAAUAUCGCACUUGGUAUAGCUGCUAUUGAAAAGAAUGCUAAUGUUGGCAUCUUGGAUGCUGAUGUCUUUGGCCCUUCCAUACCUCGCAUGAUGAAUCUCCAAGGGAAAGAGCCUGAUAUUGAUAAAAAUAAUCAGCUUAUACCACUUAGGAAUUUUGGUGUAUCAUGCAUGUCUAUGGGUUUCCUGGUCGAUGAGAACUCCCCUGUUGUAUGGAGAGGGUUAAUGGUAAUGUCAGCUAUUCAGAGGUUAGUCAAACAGGUAGCAUGGGCACCUCUUGAUUACUUGGUAAUUGAUAUGCCACCAGGAACAGGAGACACACAACUCUCCAUAUCUCAACUUAUCACAAUAGCAGGUGCAGUUAUUGUGUCAACUCCUCAAGAUAUAGCCUUACUGGAUGCAAGGAAAGGUGCCGAGAUGUUCAAGAAAGUAGACGUUCCUGUUCUUGGAAUUGUUCAAAAUAUGAGUGUUUACCAAUGUCCUAAAUGUGGUCAUCAAGCCCAUAUAUUUGGACAAGAUGGUGUCCAUGGUGUUGCCAAGGAGAUGGGACUUGACGUGCUUGGUGAUGUGCCUCUUCACAUAGACAUAAGGGAGACCUCUGACAGUGGGAAACCUAUCGUUGUAUCAGCACCUCAAAGCUCACAGGCCAUUGCUUACAAAUCAAUCGCAAAGGAAGUACUGCAAAGAAUCAAACAGGAUGAAUCACAUAGAUGACAAUGAAAAAGACUUUUACAAACUGUCUGGCCGCAAGUGUUUAUCAUGGAAAGUUGAUUCCUCUAGGACUUUUAUCCUCUUAAAAGAUGCUGUAAAUCACCCGCUGGGUGUUUCAUAAAGCCGUUUGUAAGUUACGAGCGACUUCACUAACGACUGGUGGCCCUUUGUUCAGAACUAAAUACACACAAUUUUACCUCGAGAAAGGAUCACCAGUCGCUUGUAACUCACGAACAGCUUUAUGAAAUACCCACCCGUGGUUAGCCUGGAGGCGUCAUUGGGAGCAAGCGUACGUAGUAAAUAAUUUUUACUCCCAAGAUGCUACCAGGCUACCCGUGGUGGUGUUUAAUAAAGUUGUUGGCAAGUUACGAGCGACUUUAAGAAAGACUGGUGACCCUUGUGCUAAUUGAGAAACACCUAAUAAUAAUUUUCAGUGAUGUUGAUCUAGCAUCUAAGAAAGAAUCACCAGUCGUUCGUAAAGUCACUUGUAACUUACAAACAGCUUUAUAAACACCAACCAGCUUGCCGUCCAAAUCAAUUGCAGAGGAUCAAACCUGGCGACUCGCAUAGAUGACAAUUACAAGAAUUCGGGAAAGCAACAGAAGACAUCUAAAGACUUGUCAAGUAUCAGUUUUUAUGGAACUUGAUACCUCCAGGUAUAUGUGAAAUGUGACAUGCAAAGUCUUCAAGUAAAUCAUGAAUACGAAGUUAAUACUCCAAUAAAAGUGUGCUUAUUAUCUUUCA